This is a messenger RNA of Hyaloperonospora brassicae, 1473 nucleotides long. The record is from the annotation of a GenBank genome assembly. NCBI's taxonomy places the organism in Eukaryota, Oomycota, Peronosporomycetes, Peronosporales, Peronosporaceae.
AUGACUGCUCCUUCUGCUGUUGUUGCGUUGGACACAGGCUUUGGCGUACUGAGCGUUGCCGACCGUCUGUUGCUGCUCGUGACGAUUGGGCUGUUCCUGUCGCUGAGCGCCGUGUCGGGCCGCGUGCUGUUCCGACAGUACACGAACAAGCGCAAACGUCUCAUUAGCCUCGCGGCAGCGUCUCCAGAUGAAGCUCCAGGGACCGCUCUGUCCAGCAAAGGCCCUUAUUCGACUGCGUCGCAAGCUUCUGCCGCCCCUGCGAACGUCGUGGGUGGCUGCGAGUCUGCUCUGAUGGAGGAAGAAGGGGCAGCUGCGGCUUCGACAGGGUUCGAGAUGCGACAGCGGCUGUUUCUAUUGCUGUUUGCGGCAUCGAGUUUGCGUGUCUGCUCGUUGAUCACGGAAGUGGCGACGCUGGAGAUUGUCACGGAUCUGCCGUCCACGUCCGUUUAUUGCAGACUCUUGGCGCUGUUCUUGUGGCUUCCGUCGAUGCUGUUUGUGUCCAUGUAUGGACUCGUGCUGCUCUUCUGGGCACAGCUGUGCUACGCUUGUCGAGGCAAGGCUCACCCGUGGCCCCGAAGGAUCUUCUUCUUGUUCAAUGUGGUGUUGUAUGUUGGCUUUGUGCUGCUGGCUUCGCUCGCGCAGACGGUGGCAGGGUUUUGGAGAGGCUGCGAUGUAUUCCAGGGAGGCAUCUACUUUGUGGGACUGUUUGUCAUCCUGUAUUACAGCAUCCGACUGGUCGACUUUUUUCGCAACCAAAGCCCGGAUGACGAAUUUUUCUUCGACUUGUCGUCGGCAGCUAUGGGCAACAGUGCUGCGAAUGUUGGACGCGAACGAGGGUCGCCGUACACCAUUGCGGCCAUCUCACCGCGACAACUGGUACUGCGAAGGAUCACGGCUGUGUGCAUCCUGCUCUGCGUCCUUUUUCUUGUGAAGGCGGUGUAUCUGAUCGGAAUGGGCUCUGGCUACAUGGAGUCAAAGGAGGCACAGUUUCGCACACCUGUGGGUGUCCAUUACAUCGCGUUCGAGUUUGCCAUUCAUGUCUCCACCGAGUUUGUUCCCAGCGCGCUGCUGCUGUACUUUACGCGUCAAGACAAGCACUCGCCGUCGCAUCAACAACGUGUUCGAUCGUCAUCUGCCACCUCAGCCUCCGCAUCCUUAUCCGGCGGUAGCUACGGUGCGAACAAUGCACGAGACAAGCCCUCGACGCCAAAGUAUGCAUACGCACCCAUGCGUGGCGUCGCCUCCGGUCACCCCUACCAAGAGGAUACCGUGCCGAUGCUUUCUGGGUACCAAUAUCAGGCAACACAACGUGCCUAUGGAACAACGAGCAGCGCAGCGUCGAGUACUGCAGCGCACCUUCGCUCUAGCAAUAGUAGUGGUGCCUUCCUCCUUGAAAGCAUCAGCGGAAGUGCGUUUGGCAGCGCAGGCCCUAACACAGGCGCGAAAGGUCAUACAGCAUGUCACAACGGUUGA